Molecule: messenger RNA, 5475 nt
Organism: Myotis myotis
Lineage: Eukaryota; Metazoa; Chordata; Mammalia; Chiroptera; Vespertilionidae
Gene: NOS1
Product: nitric oxide synthase 1
Exons: 30
Coding region: 589-5115 (1508 amino acids)
Biological process (GO): nitric oxide biosynthetic process
Molecular function (GO): nitric-oxide synthase activity; FMN binding; heme binding
Source: RefSeq, a predicted model, not a curated record
UCCUACCGGGCGCGAGUGGGUGCGACUGGCGUCCUCCGGCCGCGCAGGGCGGGGGACGAGGCUUCGGACCCGGAGGCAGAGCAGCCGGAGGGGAAGGAGGAGCGGCGGCUGGCGCGCCGACCCGCGGGCAGGCGGGUGCGCAGCCCGAAGAGGCGGCCUCCGUGCUGCCCGGCCCGGCGGCAGCUCAGGAAGCUCUGGAUCUCAUCUGCGUCUCACGGGCUGGCGAUGCCCAGGGAAUAGCCCCCAAGAGCAUGCGUGGCCUCUAGACACACCCACCAGAUCCUUCCCCUCACAGUCCGCCUGACCUGUUGCUUAGGGACACGUCCACCGCUUCUCCUGACGUCUGCCCGAUCAGCCAUCGCUUCCUCAGAGAACAAGGAGGGAGGCAGGCGCGCGAAAUCAUGCCACCGACCGCUGAGCAGCAAUGAGUGGGUGAUACCGAGUUGACGUCAAAGUCAGACAAGCCCAAGAGACUCUCCGCAGCCCCGGCUCCUUCCUCCUCCGCACAGCCUGAGCGGGGCUCCUCCUGGCGAAGCCGCCUCGGCCCGACCCAGUCUGUGGUCUUCAGACCCUCGGACCCUGGACACCAUGGAGAAUCACAUGUUCAGUGUCCAGCAAAUCCAACCCAACGUGAUUUCUGUCCGCCUCUUCAAGCGCAGAGUGGGGGGCUUGGGGUUCCUGGUGAAGGAGCGGGUGAGCAAGCCCCCCGUGAUCGUCUCCGACCUGAUUCGAGGGGGUGCCGCCGAGCAGAGCGGCCUCAUCCAGGCCGGAGACAUCAUCCUCGCGGUCAACGGCCAGCCGUUGGUGGACAUGAGCUACGCCAGCGCCCUGGAGGUGCUCAGGGGCAUCGCCUCCGAGACCCACGUGGUCCUCAUUCUGAGGGGCCCGGAGGGCUUCACCACGCACCUGGAGACCACCUUUACUGGGGACGGGACCCCCAAGACCAUCCGGGUGACACGGCCCCUGGGCCCCCCCACCACGGCUGUCGAUCUGUCACACCAGUCGUCAGCCUGCAAAGAGCAGCCGCUGGCGGUGGACGGGGCCACGGGCCCCAGCAACGGGCCCCAGCACGCCCAGGACAACGGGCCAGAAGCUGGCUCGCUGUCCCACACCAACGGCCUGGACCCUGCCAAGAAAAAUGCCGGGGCCGCCCGUCAGUGCAGUGAGGAGCACAAUGAGUUGCUCAAAGAGAUCAAGCCUGUGCUGAACCUUCUCACCUCGGCUGACAGAGGGAUCAACGGAGGGGGACCUGCCAAGGCGGAGACAAAAGAUGCAGAAGUUCAGGUGGACAGAGACCUGGAUGCCAAGUCACACAAACCUCUGCCCCUCGGCGUGGAGAAUGACCGUGUCUUCAAUGACCUGUGGGGGAAGGGCAACGUGCCUGUGGUCCUCAACAACCCGUAUUCAGAGAAGGAGCAGGCCCCUGCCUCGGGAAGACAGUCCCCCCCAAAGAACGGCAGCCCCUCCAAGUGCCCCCGCUUCCUCAAGGUCAAGAACUGGGAGACCGACGUGGUUCUCACGGACACCCUCCACCUUAAGAGCACGUUGGAAAUGGGAUGCAGCGAGCGCAUCUGUAUGGGCUCCAUCAUGCAGCCUUCUCAGCAGAUACGGAGGCCUGAAGACGUCCGCACUAAAGAGCAGCUCUUCCCUCUCGCCAAAGAGUUCAUUGAUCAGUACUACUCGUCCAUUAAAAGAUUUGGCUCCAAAGCCCACAUGGAGAGGCUGGACGAGGUGAACAAGGAGAUUGAAACCACCAGCACCUACCAGCUCAAAGACACAGAGCUCAUCUAUGGGGCCAAGCACGCCUGGAGGAAUGCCUCCCGCUGUGUCGGCAGGAUCCAGUGGUCCAAGCUGCAGGUGUUUGAUGCCCGCGACUGCACCACGGCUCAUGGGAUGUUCAACUACAUUUGCAACCACAUCAAGUACGCCACCAACAAAGGGAACCUCAGGUCCGCCAUCACCAUAUUUCCCCAGAGGAUCGACAGCAAGCACGAUUUCCGAGUCUGGAACUCCCAGCUUAUCCGCUAUGCUGGCUACAAGCAGCCUGAUGGCUCUAUCCUGGGGGACCCAGCCAAUGUGGAGUUCACAGAGAUCUGCAUCCUGCAGGGCUGGAAGCCCCCGAGAGGCCGCUUCGACGUCCUGCCACUCCUACUCCAGGCCAACGGCAAUGACCCCGAGCUCUUCCAGAUUCCCCCAGAGCUGGUGCUGGAAGUGCCCAUGAGGCACCCCAAGUUUGAGUGGUUCAAGGACCUGGGGCUGAAGUGGUACGGCCUCCCCGCUGUGUCCAACAUGCUGCUGGAGAUUGGCGGCCUGGAGUUCAGCGCCUGUCCCUUCAGCGGCUGGUACAUGGGCACGGAGAUCGGCGUCCGCGACUACUGUGACAACUCUCGGUACAACAUCCUGGAGGAAGUGGCCAAGAAGAUGAACUUGGACACGAGAAAGACGUCCUCCCUGUGGAAGGACCAGGCGCUGGUGGAGAUCAACAUUGCAGUUCUCUACAGCUUCCAGAGUGACAAAGUGACCAUCGUCGACCACCACUCGGCCACCGAGUCCUUCAUUAAGCACAUGGAGAAUGAAUACCGCUGCCGGGGGGGCUGUCCGGCAGACUGGGUGUGGAUCGUGCCCCCCAUGUCUGGCAGCAUCACCCCUGUCUUCCACCAGGAGAUGCUCAACUACCGGCUCACCCCCUCCUUCGAAUACCAGCCGGACCCUUGGAACACCCACCUCUGGAAAGGCACCAACGGGACCCCCACCAAGCGGCGAGCCAUCGGCUUCAAGAAGCUGGCAGAAGCCGUCAAGUUCUCGGCCAAGCUGAUGGGGCAGGCAAUGGCCAAGAGGGUCAAGGCGACCAUCCUGUAUGGCACAGAGACGGGGAAAUCGCAGGCCUAUGCCAAAACCCUGUGUGAGAUCUUCAAGCACGCCUUCGAUGCCAAGGUGAUAUCCAUGGAAGACUAUGACAUUGUGCACCUGGAACAUGAAACGCUGGUCCUGGUGGUCACCAGCACCUUUGGCAAUGGAGACCCCCCUGAAAAUGGGGAGAAGUUCGGCUGUGCUUUGAUGGAAAUGAGGCACCCCAACUCUGUGCAGGAGGAAAGGAAGUACCCGGAACCCUUGCGUUUCUUUUCCCGUAAAGGGCCUCCCCUCCCCCGAGCUGACACAGAAGUCCAUGGUCUGGCUGCAGCCCGUGACAGCCAGCACAGGAGCUACAAGGUCAGGUUCAAUAGUGUUUCCUCCUAUUCCGACUUGCACAAAUCAUCAGGCAAUGGGCCGAACCACAGAGACAACUUUGAGAGCACCGGCCCCCUGGCAAAUGUGAGGUUCUCAGUGUUUGGCCUUGGCUCGAGAGCAUACCCGCACUUCUGCGCCUUUGGCCACGCUGUGGACACCCUCCUGGAAGAGCUGGGAGGAGAGAGGAUCCUGAAGAUGAAGGAAGGGGAUGAGCUCUGUGGGCAGGAGGAGGCGUUCAGGACCUGGGCCAAGAAGGUCUUCAAGACAGCCUGUGACGUGUUCUGCGUGGGAGAUGAUGUCAACAUUGAGAAGGCGAACAACUCCCUCAUCAGCAAUGACCGCAGCUGGAAGAGGAACAAGUUCCGCCUCACCUACGUGGCCGAAGCUCCAGAGCUCACACAAGGUCUAUCCAACAUGCACAAGAAGCGGGUCUCAGCCGCUCGUCUUCUCAGCCGUCAGAACCUUCAGAGUCCUAAAUCCAGCCGGUCAACCAUCUUCGUGCGUCUCCACACCAAUGGGCAUCAGGAGCUGCAGUACCAGCCUGGGGACCACCUGGGCGUCUUCCCUGGCAACCAGGAGGACCUGGUGAAUGCCCUGAUCGAGCGGCUGGAAGACGCGCCCCCUAUCAACCAGCUGGUGAAAGUGGAGCUGCUGGAAGAGCGGAGCACGGCUCUGGGAGUCAUCCGCAACUGGACGGAUGAGCGCCGCCUCCCGCCCUGCACCAUCUUCCAGGCCUUCAAGUACUACCUGGACAUCACCACGCCGCCCACGCCCCUGCAGCUGCAGCAGUUCGCCUCCCUGGCCACCAGCGAGAAAGAGAAGCAGCAGCUGCUGGUCCUCAGCAAGGGCUUGCAGGAGUACGAGGAAUGGAAAUGGAGCAAGAACCCCACCAUCGUGGAGGUGCUGGAGGAGUUCCAGUCCGUCCAGAUGCCCGCCACCCUGCUCCUGACCCAGCUGUCCCUCCUGCAGCCUCGUUACUACUCCAUCAGCUCCUCCCCGGACAUGUACCCCGAGGAGGUGCACCUCACCGUGGCCAUCGUCUCCUACCGCACUGGAGAUGGAGAAGGACCAGUUCACCACGGCGUGUGCUCCUCCUGGCUCAACCAGAUACAGUCCGACGAAGUGGUCCCCUGUUUCGUGAGAGGAGCGCCCGGCUUCCACCUGCCCCGAAACCCCCAAGUGCCCUGCAUCCUGAUUGGCCCGGGCACCGGCAUCGCCCCUUUCCGAAGCUUCUGGCAGCAGCGGCAGUUUGAUAUCCAACACAAAGGAAUGAGUCCCUGCCCCAUGAUCCUGGUCUUCGGGUGCCGGCAGUCCAAGGUGGACCACAUCUACAGGGAGGAGACCCUGCAGGCCCGGAAUGCGGGAGUCUUCAGAGAACUGUACACGGCCUACUCCCGGGAGCCCGACAGACCAAAGAAGUAUGUGCAGGACAUCCUGCAGGAGAAGCUGGCGGAGCCGCUGUACCAGGCCCUGAGGGAGCAGGGGGGCCACAUCUAUGUGUGCGGGGACGUCACCAUGGCCGCCGACGUUCUCAAGGCCGUCCAGCGCAUCAUGGCGCAGCAGGGGAAGCUCUCGGUGGAGGACGCGGGCGUGUUCAUCAGCCGGCUGAGGGAUGACAACCGCUACCAUGAGGACAUCUUCGGGGUCACGCUGCGAACGUAUGAAGUGACCAACCGCCUUAGGUCCGAAUCCUCGAUCGCCUUCAUUGAGGAGAGCAAAAAGGACACCGACGAGCUGUGUGCUGGGCAUCGUGCCGAUGGAGACACUCAGAGGCCCAGUGCCCUCCGUGCCCGGCCUCCUGCCUCCACCCUGUUCUCCAUGUUGCUGUGUUGUCCUUGUGAUUGUAAGACCCACUCUGGGUUCGGCAGUGAUUUCCCGGAAGGCUGAGCGAGAGCGGUCGGUCGGUCGGUCGGUCGGUUGGUCUGUGCCCGUGGGAUUCCAUUCCGGGGUUGGGAACUGGGGGGGUGGGCAGAGCGUUGUCUCAUCUGACCACACACCCCAUCAGGAACGCGGACUCCCCCUACCUCUGAGCUCUCGAUGCUGCUGUCUCCGCCAAGUGUCCCGUGCGCUCCGGCACCUUCCUCAGAGGACCGCCGCCCGCCUCACGCUCUUUGCAAGGCCGUCCAGGCUGUGUUCACCGCAUGCUCUUCCUCUGUAUAGUUCUCAUCUUCUAAAUGGGUGGAAUUCAAGCAAAAAUCUACUUAUGCCUGUUUGCAUUAUGGUUAAAACAUUAAAAAGUGGCCCUGA